UUAAACAGGGCUAAAACGAUAAUAAUUAGCAGAAUAAAGACAUAUCGGAUUUUCAUUUCCUUUCCGCAGUUUCUCGACCGCUCCACAACCGAACUGAGAGGCUGCAGUCGAGACAUCUUUCACCGAUCGGACCCAAAGGAUAGCUUUCACACCGCUUGCCGUUUUCUAUGUUUCUUUUUUUUCAAUAAAGUUGGGAGGAUUAUACAUUUUUUCCCCUUUUUCCAUUUUUGUGUUAUCAUAUUUCGCAACUAUUGGAUGUGACUUUGUUUUCAAACCAAAAACAGGAGAAGAAAGGGAACGAACUGCGGGGGGUAGAAAGUCCCUGUCCGGCUGGAUGAGAUGAGAGCCCCAUGUAGAGGUCGCCAUGGCAACCUGUGACUCCCCUUCUAUGGUCCUGCGGCAGGAAAAUGGUCAGAAGCUGUUGUUGCUGCCAACAGGGCCGCGUGACGCAGAGAAGACCGAGAGAGACCGAACUGCAGUUGCCGCUGGGAUGGAUCCCAACUCUGACACCAAUCACACCGCCGCUGCACCAGAGCACAGCCCAGCUUCCCCCAAUAAUACCACAGACACCGGCAGCCCGCUGAAGACUGAGCAGCACAGCCGCAUAGAAAGCUUUACCGGAAACGGGACUGUUACCGGGACCGGGAUUAUUGUAUUGGGUUCGGACCAUGCCCACACUGCUGCUUCGCUGGUGGCCCCAGUGAAGGAGAUCCCCUGUAACGAAUGUUCCGCCUCCUUCUCCAGUUUACAGCAGUACAUGGAGCACCACUGCCCCAACACUCGUCUGCCUAACGCAGCAGGGCGGGAAGAGGAGGAGGAGGAGGGCGAGAGUGAGGGAGGGGAAGCCUGAUGUAGUGGCGGAGGUGUGUGAAAGAGACAGCGAGAUGGAGGAUGAGUUAGAAGAUAGUGACGUGGAGAACCUGUGCGGCGAGAUCGUCUACCAGCCCGACGGAUCUGCCUUCAUCCUGGAGGACUCCAAAGAGCAUCGCAGUGGUGCCUCCCAGGGGCUUCUGUCCCUCAAAACCUUCCCCCCCAGCCCCCACAAUCCCACCGCUGCCACCAAUAAUGCACAUAGCGGUUUGACGACCCAUGGGGGGGGAUCAGGACCAGACGGAGCUGCCUGCAACUGCACCCUUGUCCUUCUGCCCACAGGUCAUCAACACUUUCCACAUUGCGUCAUCCCUCGGGAAAGCAUUCCCGGGUGACCCAGUGGCAAAAUUGUCGUUCCCAAAUACCUCAGCAUUUGUAGGCGCUAGCGGCCCGGUGUUGCACAGUUUCCGCGUCUACGACCUUCGCCACAAGAACGACAAAGACUAUUUGACGGUCGACGGCGCAGCCAAAAACUCCUGUGUGUCCAAAGAUGUUCCCAACAAUGUGGACUUGUCCAAGUUCCAGAGUUGUGUGAGUGAUGGACAGAGGAAGCCAGUGCUCAUGUGUUUCCUCUGCAAGCUGUCGUUUGGCUACAGCCGGUCGUUUGUGACGCAUGCCGUCCACGACCACCGGAUGACGCUCAACGAGCAGGAGCAAAAGCUCCUAAGCAACAAGCACGUCUCUGCCAUCAUCCAGGGGAUUGGCAAGGACAAAGAACCCCUUAUAAGCUUUCUGGAACCAAAAAAACCCACCAACUCUGUGCUACCCCACUUCUCUACUGCCACUAGCUUCCUGGGUCCUGAUUCAGGGUUCCACGGCCUGUGGAACGCGUUCCAUGCUGAGAACACUGAUUCCCUCCAGGCCGGGUUUGCUUUCCUGAAAGGGAGCGCGAGCUCUAACCCCGCCAACCAAACCCCCAGAACCCCACCAAUGCCAAAGGCCGAGACCAAUCCAAAUCUCGGGGGUGUGACCGGAACCUCCCUCAGAACCCCCGCCAGUUCUGAUUCCCUUAUUCACUCAUCUCCCAUGGCGACUGACUUGGAGCGGGAUUUUCCCGAGAGCGACUGCGAGGGCUUUCCUCCAUGCACUUUGCAUCCCAACGGACCCGGGUCGGACCUGAACUCAUACCCACUGAUCAAACGUGAGCGGGCUGCAGAAGGAGGACAGAGUCCAGAAGAAGACAGGGACGACAUUUACUUCAAUGGAGGGGUGGAGAUCGAGACAGAGGAUGACGAACCGGCUGGCGACAGCACUAGUAGCAAAGAUUUCCCUAUUUUAAACCAAAGCAUUUGCCACCUGUCUAACAGCGUGCUGAAGUACAGCGGAAACAAAGGCCCCUUGUCCUCCUCUUCCUCCUCCCGUGAGGAGAUGGAGAAGAAUCAGAUAAACUCAGACCUAGCCAGAGAUAGAGAUAGCAGUAACGACUCAUCCAGUGAAGUCCUGGCUGGUCCAGAUGGCUCUUCCCCCUCCUCUCACCUGAUGAUGCCACGAGACGAAGAUAGUCCGGGACCCCUGCACCAGCAUGGGGGAAACCCUGGCACUCCUGGCACACCGGGUACCCCUGGACUGGGUGAGGGGUCCCCAGGCAGUUGCAUUGAGUGCCCUAAAUGUGACACGGUCCUAGGCUCCUCCCGAUCCUUAGGAGGGCACAUGACCAUGAUGCACUCUCGUAACUCCUGCAAGACACUAAAGUGUCCCAAGUGUAACUGGCACUACAAGUACCAGCAGACACUGGACGCCCACAUGAAGGAGAAGCACCCAGAGUCUGGAGGGUCCUGUGUGUACUGUCGUACUGGGCAAGCUCACCCACGCCUGGCCAGGGGAGAGAGUUAUACAUGUGGAUACAAGCCGUUCCGCUGCGAGGUGUGUAACUAUUCCACCACGACCAAGGGCAACCUGAGCAUCCACAUGCAGUCGGACAAGCACCUGAACAACGUUCAGACCCUGCAGAACGGGGGCACUGAACCACAGUACACCCACACUCACACCCACAGCCACAGCCACACCCACUCCCCCUGCCAUAGCCAUGCCAAGCCCGUGCCCAGCGGCAGCCUGGCGGGGGGCUGUGGUACCCCCUCGCCGUCCAAGCCCAAACAGAAGCCCAUGUGGCGUUGUGAGGUGUGUGACUAUGAGACCAACGUGGCGAGGAACCUACGCAUCCACAUGACCAGCGAGAAACACAUGCACAACAUGAUGCUGCUGCAACAGAACAUGAAGCAGAUUCAACACGGUCUGCACCUGGGUCUGGCCCCGGCCGAGGCUGAGCUCUACCAGUACUACCUGGCUCAGAACAUCGGCCUGACCGGGGUCAAGCUGGAGAGCCCCGGCCCAGACGCCCAGAUGAUUAUUAACCCUUUCCAGCUGGACCCCAAUACGGCUACUGCACUCAGCUCUGGGCUAGUGAAUAAUGACUUGUCUGCGGAGCUGCGUCUGGCCAGUGGUCAGCUGAUGGCUGACGACCUGUCAGUCCUCUCCUGCGGCAGUGGCGAGCUCUCCCCACCCAUCAGCGACCCAUCAGUCCACAUCUACCAGUGUUCCAUCUGCAGCCGCUUCACCUCCGACAGCCUGGAGGUGCUGGGCGCCCACGUCAACGCGGAACGCACCCUGCCUGAGGACGAGUGGCGUGGCAUUGUGGGAGAUGUGUACCAGUGCAAGCUGUGCACCUAUAACACCCAGCUCAAGGCCAACUUCCAGCUGCACUGUAAGACAGACAAACACAUGCAGAAGCAUCAGCUGGUGGCGCACAUCAAGGAGGGAGGGAAAGCUAACCAGUGGAGGUUGAAGUGCGUCGCCAUCGGCAACCCCGUGCAUCUGAAGUGCAACGCGUGCGACUACUACAGCAACAGUGUGGAUAAACUGCGGCUGCACGCCACCAACCAAAGACACGAGGCUGCCAUUAGGCUGUACAAGCACUUGCAGAAGCAGGAGAUCGCGUGUGGCAGUGAGCAGUGUGUGUACUACUGUGCCCUGUGUGACUACUCCACCAAGGCCUGUCUGAACCUGGUGCAGCACGCUCGCUCCCCGCGCCACCAGCAGAACGAGGGGCUGAGGAAGCUACAGCUCCACCAGCAGGGACUGGGAGGAGAGGAGGAUGGUCUGAGUCUACACCAACUUUACCAUGUUAAAGACUGCCCUAAACAACAAGAAGUUCCAUGUGAUGACGAAGACGCUCUGCCUCCUCGCUCUUCCUCCAGGCCUGGCAUUAAUGACAGUGAGCAGGCUGACAGACAACACAGAGUGAACUCUCUGUCUAAAGAGUCUCCUGGAUCCAACACUGUGGGAAAAUGUUCCAUGCUCCUAGAGAGACAGAAUGACAGCCCGCCCAAAAGGCCCAAGUCUGCAGAGGGGAAGACCAGCGCUAGUGAGCAGCAGCUGCAGCAGUGCCCCUACUGUAACUACAGGAGUAAAGAUGCCAACAGGUUACAGCUCCACGUGGUAUCCCAGCAUUCCAUGCAGCAGCCGGUGAUCUGCUGCCCACUGUGCCAGGACGUCCUCAGCAACAAGAUCCACCUGCAGCUCCACCUCACACACCUGCACAGCGUGGCUCCAGACUGCGUUGACAAACUACUCAUGACUGUGGCUGGGCCUGAUGUGAUGGUGCCCAAUAGCAUGAUGUAUCCUUCACCUGGACAAGACAACGCUUUGUCUCUGAUGGAAGCUUCUGCAACCCUCUCUGAGACGUCUGGAAAGCCCACAGGGAACAGAUCCAAGGACCAGAUGAACAGCACAGGCCAAGACAAAAGUGAAGUAGACCUUCUACGAGAGGAACUCAAACCCCCCAAGGAGGGGUCUGAAGCUCCAGACUGGAAGACGUCUGGGGGGGUUGGGCAGGAUCGAAAGAGUCCUGACUCCCUCCAGGAUCAUCUGAACGACCUCCAGAGACGCCAGCAGCAACAGCUCUCAGUCUCUGACCGCCACAUCUACAAAUACCGCUGCAACCACUGCAGCCUGGCCUUCAAGACCAUGCAGAAGCUGCAGAUACAUUCCCAGUAUCAUGCCAUCCGGGCGGCCACCAUGUGCAGUCUCUGCCAACGCAGCUUCCGGACAUUCUUGGCGCUCCAGAAGCACCUGGAGAAUGGACAUCCGGAGCUGAGCGAAGCCGAGGUCCAACAGCUCUGCGGCAGCCUGCCGGUAAACGGAGACUUCGUCCCUGAGAGCGAGGCCAGGGCCUACGAGGAGGCACAUCAGGCCUUUGAACAGGAAAUGGAUAAAGAUGAUGAGCUGGACCUGGAAGAAAAGGCCAGCUCAACAGGAAGUGACAGUAGCUUGUUGCUAGAUGACAUGGGAGCUGAAACAAAGCGAACCCUCCCAUUUAGAAAAGGCCCCAACUUCACCAUGGAGAAGUUCCUGGACCCGUCCCGGCCAUACAAGUGCACGGUCUGCAAGGAGUCCUUCACCCAGAAGAACAUCCUUCUGGUCCAUUACAACUCCGUCUCUCACCUGCACAAGCUGAAGAAAGUUCUCCAGGAGGCCUCCAGCCCGGUUUCCCCUGAGACCAAUAACAAUGCAGACAACAAACCAUUCAAAUGCAAUAUCUGCAACGUCGCCUACAGCCAAAGCUCAACCCUAGAGAUCCACAUGAGGUCUGUGUUGCAUCAUACCAAAGUCAGAACUGCCAAAACCGAGACAAGCAGCAGCAGCAGCUGUACAGGGAUUGGGAACCCUAGUGGCAUGGCUCCAUCCAGCAUCCCAGUCCCAACCGGACAAGGCAACAAUGCCAACUCAGAAACUGCUAGAAGCGUGAUGCCAUUGGUUAACAAAGAAAACACUGUAGAUGCCAAAGAAGCCAACAACAGCAACAACGCAAAGCACACUACUGAUCAUGUCUCUGCACUGCAAAGCCAUCAGAAUGCUCAGUCCCAAGCUCAACUACAGAUGCAGCUCCAACACGAGCUCCAGCAGCAGGCUGCCUUUUUCCAGCCCCAAUUCCUCAACCCGGCUUUUUACCCCCAGUUCGGCAUGACCCCAGAGGCUCUGCUUCAGUUCCAGCAGCCACAGUUCCUUUUCCCCUUCUACAUCCCAGGGGCAGAAUUCAACCUGAGCCCAGAGCUGGCUCUUCACUCAGCCACCGCCUUCGGGAUGCCGGGCUUGACUGGUUCUUUCCUGGAAGACCUGAAGCAGCAGAUGCAGCAGCAACACCAGCUACAGCAGGAUCAGGCUCAACAGCAGCAACAACAGCAGCAGCAGCAGCAACAAGCAUCCCAGUUGCAGCUCCAGCAGCAGAAAAAGCAGCAACCGCAGAGCCACAAGCCCAAAAUGGAGCCCAAUGCUGUGUCUGACAUACAUAUGUCCAGAGAGUCAGAGGAGCAUCUGGAAAAACAGGAGAGCAAAGCCAAGAUGGAGAAUGGAGCGGAUGGAGUCAGUGAGGGAGGAAAGGACAAAAAAGACAAAAAGUCAAAGUUUCCUGAGCCGCUGAUUCCUCCUCCACGUAUCGUGUCAGGAGCCAGAGGAAAUGCAGCCAAGGCCCUUCUGGAGAACUUUGGAUUUGAGCUGGUCAUCCAGUACAACGAGAACAGGCAGAAAAACCAGAAGAAAAACAGAGAAGGAGAAGAACAAAAACAACAACCACAACAACAACAACUGGAGAUCAAUAACGGCAAGCUGGAAUGUGGGAUGUGUGGAAAGCUCUUCUCCAACAUGCUUAUUCUCAAAAGCCACCAAGAGCACAUCCAUGGACAGUUCUUUCCUUAUGGAGAGCUGGAGAAGUUUGCCCAGCAGUACCGAGAGGCCUACGACAAGCUCUACCCCAUCAACCCCCCUUCCCCUGAGACUCCCCCACCACUGCCUCUCCUUCCUCCUCCCUCACCAGUCCCAGUGACCACCCAGCAGCCUCCCUGCACCUCCACGAACAAGCCCCAGAUCAAGGCCCCAUCCCCUGCCCCAAACCAGGCCCCGCAGACCCAGCCACCACCCCCACCUCCCCCUCCUCCACCACCCUCCGCAUCCCCACAGGUGCAGCCUUCCAUCCCACUAGAUUUCUCCCUCUUCCCCCCUCUGUUGAUGCAGUCCAUCCAGCACCAAGGGCUACACCCUCAACUCACCCUGCAGCUGCCUACAAUGGACUCCCUGUCCUCGGAUCUCACCCAGCUUUGUCAGCAGCAGCUAGGUCUCGAUCCAAACUUCUUGAGGCAGUCACAGUUCAAGCGCCCUCGAACCCGUAUCACAGACGACCAGCUCAAGGUCCUCAGAGCACACUUUGACAUCAACAACUCGCCCACUGAGGAGCAGAUUCAGGAGAUGGCUGAUAUGUCCAGCCUCCCCCAGAAAGUAAUCAAGCACUGGUUCCGUAACACCCUCUUCAAAGAGAGGCAGCGAAACAAAGACUCUCCUUACAACUUCAACAUUCCACCUAUUACCACGUUGGAGGAUAUUAGGCUGGAGUCCCAGUACAGUACACUGGAGUACUACAGGACUGAUGCCACCAUGAACAAACGGUCCUCCAGGACAAGGUUCACUGACUACCAACUGAGGGUCCUACAGGACUUCUUCGACACAAAUGCUUACCCGAAAGAUGAUGAGAUUGAGCAGCUGUCCACCGUGCUCAACCUGCCGUCAAGGGUCAUUGUGGUGUGGUUCCAAAACGCCCGCCAGAAGGCCCGGAAGAGCUACGAGAACCAGGCAGAUGCUAAAGAAAAUGAGAAGAAAGAACUGACGAAUGAGCGCUACAUCCGCACCAGCAAUAUGCAGUACGAGUGCAAGAAAUGUAGUGUGGUGUUCCCACGAAUCUUCGACCUGAUCACCCACCAGAAGAAAACAUGCUACAAGGACGAGGAUGAGGAAGGGAAUGAGGACAACCAGUCUGAGGAGUACAUGGAUAUAGGAGAACCAUGCCCAGCCAAGCACCCUGAGUCAUCCAAGCAUCACCAUGGAACAGCCACUAGCUCAGGCUCCAGUUCACCUCUGAUGCCCUCCCCUCACUCCAACCUGGAAAAGAUAUCCCACAAGCCUGAACCGCCCUCUGAGCCCAAGCCUAAAGAGCCAGAACCUGCACCUUCUCCAGUUAUGAUAAAGUCUCUACCGGACCCCAGACCCUCCAAGGCCUCCACCCCUCAGCCACCCCCUCAGAAGACCCUCCAGCCCCAGAUGUCCAGACCCCACACCCAGCCUCAGUCAGCCACCAUCCCCUCUAGCCCACUCUCUCUGGCCCUUUCCUCCCUCACCAACAGCCUCUCUCCCCAGAUGCUCCAAUACCAGUGUGACCAGUGCAAGAUAGCCUUCCCAAGCAUUGAGCUAUGGCAGGAGCACCAACAUAUGCAUUUCCUGGCAGCCCAGAACCAGUUCCUCCAUUCCCAGUUCCUGGAAAGGCCCAUGGACAUGCCCUAUCUGAUCUUCGACCCCAAUAACCCUCUGAUGACUAGCCAGUUUCUGUCUGGAGGACUCCAGAUGCCAACUCAAAGCAGCUCUGGUUUGUCCUCGGGUCCCUGCUCUGGCUCCAUGAAGAGAAAACUAGAUGAGAAAGAGGAUGGAUCCAUUGAAAAAGAUAACGGAAACAUGACUGAAGAACAGCACAGAGACAAACGUCUCAGAACUACCAUCACCCCAGAACAACUAGAGAUCCUCUAUGACAAAUACUUGCUGGACUCCAACCCCACGAGGAAGAUGCUGGAUCACAUUGCCCGUGAGGUCGGCCUGAAGAAGAGAGUGGUGCAGGUGUGGUUUCAGAACACACGUGCCCGAGAGAGGAAGGGACAGUUCAGAGCAUUGGGGGCCUCCCAGUCACAUAAGAAAUGUCCUUUUUGCCGGGCGCUGUUCAAGGCCAAGUCAGCUUUGGACAGCCAUAUCCACUCUAGACACUGGCAUGAAGCCAAACAGGCAGGGUUUAGUCUGCCCAAUAGCCCAAUGAUGAACCAAGAUGAUGGAGGUGAGAGCCCACACAAGUACAACUUCUUUGAGUUCCCGCAGCUGCCCACCAAGAUUGAGCCGAAUGAGUACGAGCUGCCCGCAGCUUCCUCAACACCUGUCAAACAAUCUGAGGCACAGUUAAAAAACUUAAUGAGCCCUUCAUCCGUAAAAGCAGAAAACUGUGAUGAUUCUGAAGGGCUUAACAUUAAUUCUGCAGAGGGCUCAUCCUACAACAUCAACAACAAAAUGGACUUUGACGAGACCUCGUCCAUCAACACAGCCAUAAGUGACGCCACCACUGGAGAUGAGGGCAACAACAAUGAGCUGGAGAGCCUCAUGGCCAACGGAGGGGACAAGCUGGCGUGCGACAGCAAGAGCAACCUUGCCCAGAGCUCAGACGGUGGCGACGACCGCUUCCCCUUCAGUAUGGUGAGCCCCUCCCUCAGCUACUCCGGCAAGGACGGAGACUCCUGCUCCUACUCUUACUCCUACUACAGCUCCAGAGAUGACGACAUGGAUGACAACAACGACCAGAGCGAGACCUCCAGCCUGACCGACCCCAGCUCCCCCAGCCCCUUCGGAAGUGGAAACCCCUUCAGGUCUGGGAAGGGCAGCGGCAGUGGUGGGGAGAGACCAGGCCACAAGCGCUUCAGGACUCAGAUGAGCAACCUUCAGCUGAAAGUCCUCAAGGCCUGUUUCAGUGACUACCGCACCCCCACCAUGCAGGAGUGUGAGAUGCUGGGCAGUGAGAUGGGCCUCCCCAAGCGUGUGGUGCAGGUAUGGUUCCAGAAUGCCCGCGCCAAGGAAAAGAAGUUCAAAAUCAAUAUUGGAAAGCCAUUCAUGAUCAGUCAAGGCGGGCCGGACGGGCCCCAGCCGGAGUGUACUUUGUGUAAUGUGAAGUACACUGCCCGGAUGUCCAUCCGCGACCACAUCUUCUCCAAACAGCACAUCGCUAAAGUGCAGGAGACCCUGGUCAACCAGGUGGACAGAGAGAAGGACUACCUAGCACCCACCACGGUCCGCCAGCUGAUGGCUCAGCAGGAGAUGGAUCGUCUGAAGAAGGCUGGGAGCGACGGGCUCAGCAAUCUGGCUGCCCAGCACCUUCAGACUGCAGUGAACCACAACAAUGCACUUCAUGGCCUCAGCCUGCCCUCAGGCUAUCCCGGGAUCUCUGGCCUUCCGCCGGUACUACUUCCUGGGGUCACCGGGCCAUCCUCACUUCCUAUUUACCCACCCAACACACCUGCUUUAGCAUCUCCCGGUGCUGGCAUGCUUGGAUUCCCGAACCCAGCCACCCCCUCUCCUGCCAUGUCUCUGAGCACUACCCCAAACAAGAAUCUUCUGCAGACUCCUCCUCCUCCUCCACCUCUUCCUCCUGUUUCCUCUACCCCUCUGACUUCAACAAACCACAUUGAGCAGCACAGCAAAUACCAAGAAAGAGAGAGCAACAACACAGCAGCAGCAGCAGCAGCAGCAGCAGCAAGAAACCUGCGGAGAAGCCGCACCACCAGAAGAAGGCCAAGGAAAGAGAAGUGGAGAACGGCGGCCGUCUACAGACCCCCAACGUCAGCAACAACAAAAAGAGGGAGAAGCCGUCUCCGGCCUCGGGCAAACCAGGACGUGAGGGUCAUCUGGAUGCCGCUCAACUACAGGCUCUUCAGAAUGCCCUGACGG
This is a messenger RNA of Oncorhynchus gorbuscha (pink salmon), 10386 nucleotides long. RefSeq names its product zinc finger homeobox protein 4-like. NCBI's taxonomy places the organism in Eukaryota, Metazoa, Chordata, Actinopteri, Salmoniformes, Salmonidae. Gene Ontology annotation, cellular component: nucleus. The transcript has 12 exons. Gene Ontology annotation, molecular function: RNA polymerase II cis-regulatory region sequence-specific DNA binding; DNA-binding transcription factor activity, RNA polymerase II-specific; zinc ion binding. The record is from RefSeq and is a predicted model, not a curated record. Bases 1090 to 10383 code for a protein of 3097 amino acids. Gene Ontology annotation, biological process: regulation of transcription by RNA polymerase II.